Messenger RNA from Xiphophorus hellerii (green swordtail), 1771 nucleotides. It is a transcript of the gene fam168b, whose product is annotated as family with sequence similarity 168 member B. Lineage: Eukaryota; Metazoa; Chordata; Actinopteri; Cyprinodontiformes; Poeciliidae. The record is from RefSeq and is a predicted model, not a curated record. Bases 169 to 777 code for a protein of 202 amino acids. The transcript is spliced from 7 exons.
CACGUGACAGAACACGCACGGAAGUGACGCGUGGUGCUCAAAAGAGUUAAGCAAAGCAUCUGGGAACAAAACACCAGCUAGCUCAGUUUUUAUUUAACAGCGGAGGACCGGAGCUGGGAGCAAACACACGGCGGAAACGGUUGACACUACUAUAAGCAGACAGACGCCAUGAAUCCUGUAUACAGCCCUGCACCAACAGGGGUCCCCUUCACCAACACAAAGGGUUUGAGCUAUCCAGCAGCCGGAUUCCCUGUUGGAUACGCGACCGCUGCACCGGCAUACAGUCCCAGUGUUUAUGCUGGAGCAAACCCGGGCUUCUCCAGCGGCUAUGCCACUGGCACUGCUUUCAAAAUGUCCUGCUCUCCCAACACGGGGACCGUCCCACCGUACUCCUCCUCCCCGAACCCAUACGCCGCCGUUUACCCUGUGAGGAGCACCUAUCCCCAGCAGAGCCCUUACGCACAGGCGUUAAUACCGUCACAACAGCAAGGCACCUAUUACACGCAGCCGCUGUACGCUGCUCCGCCUCACGUCAUCCAUCACACGACGGUGGUCCAGCCCAACGGGAUGCCCGCAGCCAUGUACGCCCCGCCCAUCCCUCACUCUCGCCCCAACGGUGUAACCAUGGGGAUGGUAGCGGGCACAACCAUGGCCAUGUCAGCAGGAACUUUGCUGACAAGUCCAUCACCUGCACCCGUUGCCCCCCAUCAAGUUACGAUGCCCACAUAUCGGGCCCCUGGCACCCCCAGCUACAGUUAUGUGCCGUCACAGUGGUGAAGACACUGAAGCGUGAGUCCAGUGUCGCAAAGGCGUUAGAUAUGCAUUCACACUCUACUCCAGUGUUUUUCGCUCUCGGCAGCGGCCUGCCCUCGCAGCGUCUGCAACCACUUAGUCUUCUUCCAGCAUAAUGUGAAUCUAAAACCCAACUAACAUAGAUCAGAGCCCCGUUCCAAUAUGGAGGGGGCUUGGAAGGAUAGGGACCCAUGUACACCCCCCCUUCUCCCCCUUAUAUCAACAAGGCUGCAUUCCCCCCCCCUUUCCUUCCAGUCCCUGCCAGCAUCAGCACCUCUGCAGCCUGGCCUCAUAUCUCGCAUCAAACUGCAAAAAAGGAAAAAAAAAAACAAAAACAUAAAAAAACCUCCAGGCGAACCUUUUGCGGACUGUCAUGCAGGUUUUUAUAGCUUAAACUCUGAAGUGGUAAAAAGGGAGUUCUGUUUUCUUUUUCUGUUUAUUUUUUUAAUUAUUAUUAUUAUUAUUUGGAGGAUACCUAUGACGUUGAAUGCAUGUGUGUGUGUAUAUAAAUAUAUAUAUAUAUAUAUAUAGAUAUAUGAAGUAAUGCUAGCUUGAUCUACCUGCUGUGACAGAUGCAAAGUCAAUAAAAGGCACACGUCCAAAGGAACUAAAAAAGAAAAAAAAAAGUAAUAAUCUGCAAUGCUGAAUCACCAGUGACCGUCUCAUAAAUGUGAAAAAAAAGAAGAUUUUUCAUGCAAAAACGUGCCUGCGUACCCCAACGCAGAGUCUUACCAUUUCCACUGCUUUCGAUAUGUAACGCGAGGUCUUUAUUGUUUCUUCAAAUGACGCAGCGUCUUCACUUUUUUUUUUUUUUGUGCAUUUUAGGGGGGAAAAUAAAGAGACGGGGAGUGCUUGACUUCGUGCCUCUGACUGACAGCCAUUCCGCAACUUAACCAGCUCGAGUGUUUCAUUUCUUUUUCUUCUUCUCCUGUGUUUUUAGGAAAAGCUGCUUUCUAAAAAAAAAAAAAAAAUAGAAAAA